Molecule: messenger RNA, 1552 nt
Organism: Helicoverpa armigera (cotton bollworm)
Lineage: Eukaryota; Metazoa; Arthropoda; Insecta; Lepidoptera; Noctuidae
Gene: CstF64
Product: cleavage stimulation factor subunit 2 tau variant
Exons: 11
Coding region: 133-1341 (402 amino acids)
Biological process (GO): mRNA 3'-end processing
Cellular component (GO): mRNA cleavage and polyadenylation specificity factor complex
Molecular function (GO): mRNA binding
Source: RefSeq, a predicted model, not a curated record
UGACAGCAUCACUGCGUACGUCAACUUCAAAGUUGUUAAUUUUUUACAGGUUAUAUUCAUCGGAAGCUGAGUCGGUAUUUAUGUUAAUUUUGUUAUUUUUGAGUAAAUAAGCAAGCCUACACAGCAUUCACCAUGGAUAAAAGUAAAGAGAAGGAAGAACAGAGUAUCAUGGACAAGUCCAUGAGAUCUGUCUUCGUUGGUAAUAUACCGUACGAAGCUACAGAAGAGAAACUGAAAGAUAUAUUUAGUGAAGUCGGUCCUGUGCUGUCGUUUAAGCUUGUGUUUGACAGAGAAACCGGCAAGCCUAAGGGAUAUGGUUUCUGUGAAUAUAAAGAUCAGGAGACUGCCCUCAGUGCUAUGCGGAACCUCAACGGAUACGAGAUCGGUGGGCGAUCCUUGAGAGUAGAUAAUGCUUGUACUGAGAAGUCUAGGAUGGAAAUGCAAGCAUUGAUGCAAGGGCCUCAGAUAGAGAAUCCUUACGGAGAGCCGUGUGAGCCUGAGAAAGCUCCAGAAGCCAUCAGUAAGGCUGUGGCCACUCUCCCUCCAGAGCAGAUGUUUGAGCUCAUGAAACAAAUGAAGUUAUGUAUCCAGAACAACCCCAAUGAAGCUAGGAACAUGAUGCUGCAAAAUCCUCAGCUGGCAUAUGCAUUGCUACAAGCUCAAGUUAUUAUGAGGAUUGUAGACCCAGCCACAGCUGUUAGCAUGUUACAUCCCAGUAACCCACUGCCACCAUUGAUUCAGCCGGGUGACAAGAUUCCACCUUCAAACCAUUAUAUUCCAAGCAACCCACCUCAGAAUCAACCGCCUCAGAUGCCGCCGCUGCUUGCUGCGCCUGUCCCGCCACCAGCUCAAUAUGCGCCUCGUCCACCAAUGGGCGACAUAGACCUGCGCGGGCGCGGCGCGGUGCCGCCGGCGCUGCUGGACCAGGACAUGCGCAGCCUGCCGCCCGCGCCGCCGCACCCCGUGCCGCCGCCGCAGCACCAUGCCGACACUAUUGCUCCCCCAGUGGAGAAGCCUACAGAACCGAUUGGUUUCCCCCGCGACCCGCGCCUGGCGAGCAUGCAGACGCAGUCGUUCAGCGCCGACCCGCGCGUGCGCUCCAACGAUCCACGCACGCAGCAGAAAAUUCAACAACAACAAAUGCCACCUGGUAUGCCAAGCGCAGCCCAGGCUAGAACUAUCCAGGGCAUACCUUCAGGAGCUUCCGAUCAAGAGAAGGCUGCGCUGAUCAUGCAAGUACUACAACUAUCGGAUGAGCAAAUCGCCCUGUUGCCGCCAGAACAACGCGCCAGUAUUCUGAUGCUCAAGGAACAAAUUGCUAAGAGCACUCAACAGCGUUAAUUGAGAUAACGCAUCUAUAUUGAGACUUGAUUCAUGAAUUUAUGUUUUAAGCUACGGUUUUUUUUUUUCAAUUUUAGAGUGUAAGUUAGUGACAGAUUUAUACCAGCCAGAAAAAAAAGUAAUUUUAUCUUUCAAUGAGCUUAAAUACUGCUCAGGCUGUAGAUCUAAUAUUGAUAAUGAUUAGACAUAUAGGCAACCGAAUACGUUACGU